Molecule: messenger RNA, 3429 nt
Organism: Epinephelus moara (kelp grouper)
Lineage: Eukaryota; Metazoa; Chordata; Actinopteri; Perciformes; Serranidae
Product: ceramide transfer protein
Exons: 19
Coding region: 559-2508 (649 amino acids)
Biological process (GO): ER to Golgi ceramide transport
Cellular component (GO): Golgi apparatus
Molecular function (GO): phosphatidylinositol-4-phosphate binding
Source: RefSeq, a predicted model, not a curated record
GCGCUCACCCACCGAGAAGAAGAAGCUCCAGACGUCAGUUGAAACAUGGCGUUGAACGGGAGAGCUGUCACCAGUCUACAGAGGGAAACCAGCGCUCCCACUGCCACGGUGUGUCACUGAGAGUCACACGCGGAUUAUUUACUGACAGCUGGAGCUCCACGAGACACAUUUAUCCGCAUUUCAUCCUUUUUCUGACACUUCCACGGACUCGACGAGACGUUGACGCCGAAGCUAACGUCGCAUCCAGCACCGUUACAGGUUUAGCUAACGUUCACCUGGACGGUUUGACAGCAGAAUGUGUGCCGAGCUCUGUAGCUAACCGACGGUCGUUUACACGGUGAAGGCUCGCGAGCUAUCGAUCCUGUGAAGCCUUCAGCUAUCCGGGUUAACUCCUUGUGCUCUCAGCUACCAGCCUGUAAUAACACAUCAUGAUCCAGUGAACUGUUGCUGCUUAUUGUCACUCAGGUCAGCUAAUGCUAUCAGCUUAAACUUGACUCACCGGAGCCUCGUAUGCCAAGUUCAUACUGUUUAUAUACGUAGCUACAACACGUUGAGGAAAUGUCAGACAACCAGAGCUGGAACUCGUCCGGUUCCGAGGAGGAUGCAGAGCCCAGAGAUGAGUCUGGACAUCUUGUUGGUGUCGUGGACCUGAGCGGAGUCCUCAGCAAGUGGACAAAUUACAUCCAUGGAUGGCAGGACCGUUGGGUGGUCCUGAAAAACAACACGCUGAGCUACUACAAGUCCCAGGAUGAGACAGAGUACGGCUGUCGGGGUUCCCUCUGCCUUAGCAAAGCUGUUAUCACUCCUCAUGAAUUCGACGAGUGCCGUCUGGACAUAAGCGUAAACGACAGCGUGUGGUACCUGAGAGCACAAGACCCCGAGCACAGACACCAGUGGAUCGACUCCAUCGAGCUGCACAGGAGUAUCAGAGAGGGGAGGAGAGAGAAGGGAGGAAUCCAGGGAACAAUAAUCAUCCCUCCACCACUGGCUGAUUCUGGAUAUGGCUCAGAGUCCAGUCUGCGGAGACACGGCUCCAUGCUGUCUCUCACAUCAGCCACCAGCGGCUUCUCUGCCACCUCCACAUCCUCCUUCAGGAAGGGUCACAGCCUGAGAGAGAAGCUGGCAGAGAUGGAGACCUUCAGAGAUAUCUUGUGCAGACAGGUGGACACGCUGCAGAAAUACUUUGAUAGCUGUUCAGACGCCGUGUCUAAAGAUGAGCUGCAGAGGGAUAAAAUCGUGGAGGAUGAUGAGGAUGAUUUCCCCAACACCCGGACAGAUGGAGAGUUUCUGCACAACAACAACGGCAGCAAAGAAAAAUUGUUCCAGUCCUUGAGUCCCAAGGGAAUCAAUGGCAUAGACUUUAAGGGUGAGGCCAUCACAUUCAAAGCCACCACAGCCGGGAUCUUGGCCACUCUGUCCCACUGUAUCGACCUCAUGGUGAAGAGAGAGGACAGCUGGCAGAAGAGACUGGAUAAGGAGAUGGAGAAGCGGCGAAGAAUAGAGGAAGGCUAUAAGUCAGCCCUCAAUGAGCUGAAGAAAAAGUCUCAUUUUGGAGGUCCUGAUUAUGAGGAGGGUCCAAACAGCCUCAUUAAUGAGGACGAGUUUUUCGACGCAGUCGAAGCUGCUCUGGACAGACAGGACAAAAUAGAGGAACAGUCUCAGACUGAGAAGACGAGGAUACAGAGAUCCAGCCCCGUCCCUCCUGGAGACGUCUAUUCCACCUCUGGCACACACAGAUUCUCUGAAAAGCCUCAUAGUCAGUCCACCCCUGCUCUGAUAGUCAGCACCCCUCCUCAUGAAGUCCACAGAUACAGCACAGAGGUGGAGGAGAUGGUGCAGAAUCACAUGACCUACUCCCUGCAGGAUGUUGGUGGAGAUGCCAACUGGCAGCUGGUUGUAGAGGAGGGAGAAAUGAAGGUGUACAGGAGAGAGGUGGAAGAAAAUGGAAUUGUUCUGGACCCGCUGAAGGCCACCCAUUCAGUAAAGGGGGUGACUGGUCACGAGGUCUGCCACUACUUUUGGGACACUGCCUACCGCAACGACUGGGAGACCACCAUUGAAAACUUCAAUGUUGUGGAAACGCUCUCAGACAAUGCAGUAAUUGUUUAUCAAACGCAUAAGCGGGUGUGGCCUGCAUCUCAGAGGGACGUGCUGUACCUGUCUGCCAUGAGAAAGAUUAUGGCCAACAAUGAGAAUGACCCAGACACCUGGCUGGUCUGCAACUUCUCUGUGGAUCAUGACGAAGCACAGCCAAGCAACAGGUGUGUUCGUGCCAAAAUCAACAUUGGCAUGAUCUGUCAGACCCUGGUCAGCCCACCAGAGGGAGAUAAGGAGAUCAGCAGAGACAACAUCCUGUGUAAAAUCACCUACGUCGCCAAUGUGAAUCCAGGAGGCUGGGCUCCUGCCUCCGUGCUCAGGGCCGUAGCGAAGAGGGAAUACCCCAAGUUCCUCAAGCGCUUCACCUCCUACGUCCAGGAGAAAACUGCUGGCAAACCCAUCUUGUUCUGACGCUCCCACAGUGUUGAGACAUAACUGCACAUGAGGCUUUGAGGAACCAGUCUCCACAGCAGCAGAGCAGCAGUCAGUCUGAAGUUCCUCACUGGUUUUCUCCAUCCCAGUUCUUUGCUCCGUUAGUUCCAGUAGGGGAGGGAGGGUGAUAAUGGUGCCCUCUGGUGGCUGCAUUAAAACAUCUCUGAGAUACAUUCAUACUGUAUGAAUGAUUAUUCCAGUCAAUUGAAACCUGGCAGUGAUAUCGUCAUUUAUCAUAAUCAUUCCAAGAGAAAUUAAUAUUUGUUUUUCCCCUUCUUCGUGAUUUAAUUGAUAAAAUACUAAAUUAGAAAACCUCAGUAAGAGUCUCAGGAGAUGAAUGCACCCAGCAGUCGGCCCAGUCCACCUUCCCUCCCUGUGACCGUUCUUGCAGCAGCUCCUGACGCCAUCGUUCACGCUCAUGUAGAAGACUGACUCGUCUCUCUUUCUUACAGAUAUAUUAAUAUAUAAAUGUAUGUAUGUUCUAUAAGAAGUUUGUAAAAAAGAAACAAACAGAUCUUUGCUAAUAGACUGAAAUAUUUUAUUCUCGCCAUUUAUAGUUCCUACUUUCUGUUGGUCCGUUCCCAUAAUUAGUAAGCUUUCUUUUUAAGCUGCUAACUUUUGCUAGUAAAACAUCACUGAUUGGUUAAGUCCCGAGGGCCGUCAUCAACUCGUGACCCCUAUGAUGUAAGACUUGACCUCUCUGACUCCGUCCCUCUGAUGAAGACACCUGUCACCGGUGCUGAUGGAGGGACGAGGCGAGAGGAGUUUGUCAUAUAUUUAAUGUACAAAACAAACGUCAUGUACAUGAUUUGCCUGGCUUUAUACUUGUGUCACUGUAAAAUGUUGUCAUAGCACAUAUUUUGAUUGUUGAACGACCUGUAAAUAGUGUCACUAACAUUU